AUGCAGGCGCCAGUAGUGGUUAUGAACACGCAAACCCCUGGCGGGGAGCGGCAAUUUGGUCGCAAAGCCCAGAUUUCAAACAUCACAGCCGCCAAGACUGUCGCCGACAUCAUCAGGUCAUGUCUGGGACCCAAGGCCAUGCUGAAGAUGCUGCUCGACCCUAUGGGUGGUAUCGUCCUAACCAACGACGGCCACGCUAUCCUCCGAGAGAUUGAGGUCGCCCACCCAGCAGCCAAGAGCAUGAUUGAGCUGAGUCGGACACAAGACGAAGAAGUUGGAGACGGCACGACCACAGUCAUCAUAUUGGCUGGAGAAAUCCUGGCACAAGCUCUCCCCCAGCUUGAGCGAAACAUCCACCCCGUUGUAAUCAUCCAGGCCUUCAAGAAGGCCCUCGCCGAUGCCCUCGAGAUUAUCAACCAAGUCGCCAUCGAUGUCGAUGUUGACGACGAUGAACAAAUGUACAGAAUCAUCAGCUCGUCUAUCGGCACCAAAUUUGUCUCGCGGUGGACGAAGCUGAUGUGCAGUUUGGCACUCAAGGCUGUGCGGACUGUCUCGUUAGACAUUGGCUCCGGAAAGAAGGAGGUCGACAUCAAGCGCUAUGCCCGUAUCGAGAAGAUCCCUGGGAACGAGAUCGAGGACAGCGAAGUGCUGGACGGCGUCAUGCUCAACAAGGACAUCACACAUCCAAAGAUGCGGCGGAGGAUCGAGAACCCCCGCGUUCUGCUUUUGGAUUGCACAUUGGAGUACAAAAAGGGCGAGAGUCAAACGAACAUUGAGAUCAGCAAAGAGGAGGACUGGAACAGGAUACUGCAAAUUGAAGAGGAACAGGUCAAGGCCAUGUGCGAUGCCAUCAUUGCGCUCAAGCCAGAUCUUGUCAUCACUGAGAAGGGCGUCAGUGAUCUCGCACAACACUACCUCGUCAAGGCCAAUAUCACCGCCAUUCGCCGAGUCCGCAAGACAGACAACAACCGCAUUGCACGUGCGACCGGUGCCACAAUCGUGAACUCUGUAUUCUCAGCCACUGCUGCAGACAUUGGUACUCAGUGUGGGCUGUUCGAAAUCUCCAAGAUUGGCGACGAGUACUUCACCUUCCUCACAAAGUGCAAAGAUCCCAAGGCAUGCACAAUCCUGCUCCGCGGGCCCUCAAAAGAUAUCCUGAACGAGAUCGAGCGGAAUCUGCACGAUGCCAUGGGCGUUGCGAGGAACGUCAUCUGGAACCCCAAGCUCUGCCCAGGCGGCGGAGCUACGGAGAUGGCCAUUGCUGUUGGUUUGGAUCGACGAAGCAAGCUCAUUGAAGGUGUCGCACAAUGGCCCUACAAGGCCGUCGCCGAAGCAAUGGAAGUCAUCCCCCGCACACUCAUUCAGAACUCAGGAAACAGCCCUAUCAAGGUGCUCACACAACUACGCGCAAAGCACGCUGAAGGCUUUGAAGAUGGCAAGAUGAAUGGAAGUUUCUGGGGUAUUGAUGGCGAUGCUGGCAAAGUCGUCGAUAUGCGUACCUACAAUGUGUGGGAACCGUUGGCAGUCAAGGAGCAGAGUGUCAAGACUGCAGUCGAGAGCGCAUGUCUAUUGCUGAGAGUCGACGACAUUGUCGCUGCCAAGUCUGCAAAACAGAUCAGCGGUCCGAUUGGUGGAGGGGAUGAUUAA
Molecule: messenger RNA, 1647 nt
Organism: Plenodomus lingam JN3
Lineage: Eukaryota; Fungi; Ascomycota; Dothideomycetes; Pleosporales; Leptosphaeriaceae
Gene: CCT3
Product: T-complex protein 1 subunit gamma
Biological process (GO): protein folding
Cellular component (GO): chaperonin-containing T-complex
Molecular function (GO): ATP binding; ATP hydrolysis activity; ATP-dependent protein folding chaperone
Source: RefSeq, a predicted model, not a curated record